Messenger RNA from Leptidea sinapis, 517 nucleotides. Its product is annotated as cytochrome P450 4C1-like. NCBI's taxonomy places the organism in Eukaryota, Metazoa, Arthropoda, Insecta, Lepidoptera, Pieridae. The record is from RefSeq and is a predicted model, not a curated record. The coding region runs from base 26 to 517 and encodes 163 amino acids. The transcript is spliced from 4 exons. Gene Ontology annotation, molecular function: heme binding; oxidoreductase activity, acting on paired donors, with incorporation or reduction of molecular oxygen; monooxygenase activity.
AGAAGUUGAUGGUGGUAGAAGAAGAAUGAUGUUGCUUGACCUAUUACUUGAUGCUGAAAGUAAAGGUGAAAUCGAUUUAAGCGGGAUAAAGGAGGAAGUGAAUACGUUUAUGUUUGAGGGUCACGACACCACUGCAAUGGCGUUAACGUUUGGCUUCAUGCUGUUAGCUGACCACGAGGAAGUGCAGGAUCUUAUACACGAUGAGUGCAAAAGUAUAUUUGGUGAUUCUAUGCGAACUGCAACUUUGAGCGAUCUGGCUGAGAUGAAGUAUUUGGAGGCCACUAUAAAAGAGAUACUGAGGCUGUACCCUAGCGUACCCUUCAUUGGGAGGAUAAUUGAAGAAGAUUUUAUGUUAGAUGACAUUAAAGUGACAAAGGGUGAUGAAGUGAUCCUUCACAUCUACGACCUCCAUCGUCGCGAGGAUCUGUUCCCUGAGCCCGAGCAGUUCAGGCCUGAGCGGUUCCUGAGCGGGGAGAAGAUGAACUUCACAUUCAUACCGUUCAGUGCUGGCCCUUGA